Messenger RNA from Sycon ciliatum, 1422 nucleotides. RefSeq lists its product as uncharacterized. Lineage: Eukaryota; Metazoa; Porifera; Calcarea; Leucosolenida; Sycettidae. The transcript has 4 exons. The record is from RefSeq and is a predicted model, not a curated record. Bases 227 to 889 code for a protein of 220 amino acids.
AGUUCAAAAUAAUUUGAAAAGUACAAGACGUCUACCAUGCCAUCCAUGGUCUACAUAGAUCUACUGAAAUGGCCGUCGAUAUCAUCAUGAUCCACGAGCUAGCUUACCACAAGUAUCGUGUUUGCUAAUAUUUAUAGGUCUUCCUCAGGCGAGGUCGAGAUUCGUUUGCAAAGGGAACUGCUGUAACAGUCUUCCACCUGUCUGGCGAUAACUCAGCCAUUUCUCAAUGGAGAUGGAAUUCACUGGUCAUCCCGACGCACCUAAUUUCACUCCGUGGGGUUUGUGUGGCGUCCCUGACAACCACAGAUCGCAUCCUUUCUCAAGGUUAGCUACUGAGAGUCCAGGAAACAGUUUUGCCAGUUGUUUUCACCAACCCCAUGGUGCUCCAAGCACAUGUACUAGUACUUGCGGGCCAACCUCCUCUUCAGAAGAUAUCUCAUCAUGCUCCAUGAUGUACCACCCUCAGCCUUUUGUCACCAGAGUGAAGCGGAAGUAUGAUGUCCAGCAAGACGACCCAGUGGAAUUAGUGAGAAAAAAGGCCCGAUAUCUUGAUCUAAAAUCACACCCUGCAUCACCAGCCAUGCCCGUCGGUGACCAGAACUGUGAACUGCAAACCAAUGUUAGCUUGCCGAUGGAAACCGUAGAUGAUGAUGGCUGUGACCGAUCCAUUGCAGCCCGUGAACCUCAAUCAAACUUUCUGACAGAUUCGAACAAUGGUUUCUACCACGGCAGGCAUUCUCAUCUUGUGCAUUCUCACCAGUCUCCUCCACGAUAUACCACUGGUGAAAUGAUGGCACCAUGCAACUCUGGCGGAGACUCGGAGUACAUCUGGGCAGUGGAAUGCCAUGGUGAAAACAGCUAUCCAUGGGAUGAUGAUGGCACAGCAUGAACUAAUUUUCCUGAGUGAAACCCAUGCUAUAUUAUUAUUAGCGAGGCGAUAAUAUUACGAUGUUUGUCUGAAGUGAUUUUGUAUGCCGAAUUAACGUUCUGGGCCUUGUUUCAUCUUUGUUUGGAUAAACAUGUGAUCCUGCAUUUUGUGUCCUGUGUUUGCUUAGCUACAAACAGCUGGUGUUUUUUAGGUAGGUUAGGGACUGCCAUUUUUUAGUUUCAUACCUUAGGUCGAAAUUGUUUAGUGUUUUACUUGUAGGUCUUCAAUGUGUUUUUGUGUGUGCUUGGCUCCUGACUUAUGAACAUGUCUCUUCUCUACCAAUCAACUGCUGGAUAUUGUUCUGUUUGCUAUACUAACGUUAUUGUGCUGCCCUGUCAAACCAAUCUCUGCAAUAUUAAAUUUGCUUGUUUACAUCCGAGAAUUAAUACCAUUACCAGUACCCCUCUGCUGUCACCACAUUGUACAUAGUACACGUACACUCAAGAACGUGCAGCCAAAGAACGAGCGGGUACAAUCAUUUUAUCACAUCUGUA